Messenger RNA from Annulohypoxylon maeteangense, 1875 nucleotides. RefSeq lists its product as uncharacterized. Bases 261 to 1865 code for a protein of 534 amino acids. Gene Ontology annotation, biological process: post-transcriptional tethering of RNA polymerase II gene DNA at nuclear periphery; poly(A)+ mRNA export from nucleus; transcription elongation by RNA polymerase II. Lineage: Eukaryota; Fungi; Ascomycota; Sordariomycetes; Xylariales; Hypoxylaceae. Gene Ontology annotation, molecular function: RNA binding; double-stranded DNA binding. Gene Ontology annotation, cellular component: transcription export complex 2. The transcript has 3 exons. The record is from RefSeq and is a predicted model, not a curated record.
UCGCGUCUUCGAAGUUAGCUUCACGUCUAGUAUCUACAUAUCAAUGACUUCAACCUCCACAGGUAUCUACUCAAUUACCUAUCACCGAGAAACUGUGCAACAUUUACAGCGACGUGCCCUUUUGCAUUUACCGUUUGAGCAAAUACUCGACUUUCUACUCGUCAUCGACUCACCGACUCACCGACCAUGCAGUCUCAAAUAUAAUGACUUAAAUUAAGACAACGCUCUCCAAUCUCGAAUUUUUACGACAACUUCUCGCCAUGUCUGUGUCAAAGCAAUUUCUAGCUGGAGUACGCGAAAUCCUCGUAGACCUCAAUGGGGAAGGCCUGCGCGAUUGGCUCAAGGUAGAGCCACCUUUGCCGCAAGAAUAUCUCGACCUUGCAGCUGAGCUGAAAAGUCGUUACAAAGAUGACGACGCGCUCGAGAAGCUUGUCGAGUCGAGUCUACCGGAAGAUGACGAUGUACCGGAAGGUCAGGGAACAUCAUGGUUCGGUUUCAAUGCGUUCAUAAAGGACUAUCUUCAAUACUGGCGAGAUGUGGAUUUCGAAGACCUUCUCGGAGCCCACCAAUUGCUCACUGCCUUAACCAAUUCAUGUGCAACGGCGCUUAAUAAUCCCACAUAUGGAACGAUCAUGUUGCAGACGAGCAUAUCACUUUGCGGCUCAUUCUCAACCCUGUCUAUGACCUUGAAUAAGCGACCGGACUUGACAUCGAGGUUGGCAGCAUUGCGUAGCGGCGAAGAUGAGCAGAAGUCGUUCAUCGAGAUUACGGCCGAGAUCAUGCAAAAAUUCUUCACGGCAUGCCUCACGGAUCGAUCAAGCCCACGAUUCGCACCGCCCACGGGCAAAAAAGUCGGCAUCUACGUCUUCGCCAACAAAACCUUGAAGCUCCUUACGAUGAACAACCGAUCGUACUUGGCAACACAACUCUUGACCAAUCUCAUGGCAAAAUCACCGCCACUCUCGUAUUACCCGGCUUCUCAAAGAGUGUCAUUCUUAUAUUUCCUCGGCCGGUUCCACUUUAACCACAAUCUCUACUGGCGCGCCGCACAAUGUUUCCAGGAAGCAUAUCUACAAACACCACCACGUUUCCAGAAACACCGGCGAAUUAUCCUCACAUACCUAAUCGCCGCAAACUUCACCAUGGGCCGUCUACCCUCACAAGCCCUCCUCCAGCGACCAGAAGCCGCGUCCAUGGCGCAGUGCUACUCGCAGCUCUCGUCCGCGAUCCGGAAAGGCAACUAUCUAGCCUUCCAGCACACGAUCAAGCAGCACGAAGACUGGUUGCGCAGCAAAGGGUACCCCCUAUUCAUCACGUUACAAUGGCGCAUCCGCCCGCUCCUCUGGCGCUCGCUCUCUCGCCGCACGUUCCUGCUCACUUACACUCCCGACGAAGGUGACUCGCGCAAAGCCGCCGUCCUGAAGCUCGCCGACUUCAAGACCGUGCUCACGUACAUCCAGCGCCGGCUCGAGGGCUACCUACCCGCGGCACCAACGCUAAAGACCCACCACCAAGCCAACGUCAACAGCUACCUCCUCAAAGCAGUCUCCAACAGCGCGGGCCCGCCGCUCAAGAACUCGACGCUAGCCCCGCCGCCCGGCGGCGUCAAGAAGCUGAUGCCCGACGAGGGCGUGCUGACGGGCAACAUGCCCAUCACGGACCACCACGUCGAGACUAUGGUCACGUCGCUCAUAGGCCAGGAUCUGAUGCAUGGGUAUAUAGCGCAUACCCAGGGCGCGUUCGCGAUCAUGGGCACGAAGCAGAAGGGGAGUGCGGUGGCGGCGGGGUGGCCUGGUGUUUUUGAGGUUAUUGAGGGGAGGUCGGCGGAGCGGGAGAUUCCGGGGUGGGUUAGGGAUGAGAGUUAGGAGAAUGGAG